AUAAAAAUAUGUUGUUCUUUCCCUUUUUUCCAAGACUUGAUGUUACUUGCUUCACACGUUGAUAGUUAGUGUACCGAUCGUUUCACGACAAUCUGAGAAAAUCUUUCAACCAAUUCAUGCCAGUCUACAGGAAUAAUAUGUUGGUAAAUCAUAAAUCUCUGUUUACUAACAGCUUUCAUAGAGCUUAAGUUUGACAAACAGAAAAUUAAAAAGCAAAGCCAACGCUAAAUAACAUUAAUGCUAACUAAGGCCCUUUGUGGGGUUAGAUUUGGUGGCGCGCUAAUAAAAAUAACUAAUAAAACUAAUAAAAAUCAAAGCGAUUACGUUAAAGGUCAGUCUUAUCAACAUGAGGUGUAAGAAUUCACUAAGCUUAAGUGUCAUUUCAUAAGAUUACAAUGUGACAUUUCAGAGUUUACAUCGCUGAAUGCGAAAUUAAAAUAUUAUUUAAAUAACUAAAUUAUUUCUGACCUGAUGAAGAGGUGCCCUGCUCUUUACCAACUUUUUUUCUCAACCUCAUUUUCAGGAGCUGGCAGUGGGCAAAUAUUGCUUAAUUCCUGCCUGAUACAUAGACAUGCUUUUUUCAUAUACAUAUUCUCUAUCACUGUCAAACAUUAUAGUUAAUAUUGACACACACAAUACAAUUUACAAACAUGUAUGUGAUUUAACAUUAGACAUAGUGAAAACUUUCAUGUCUAACUACUUUUAUAUUUUCUUUAAGUCUUUCCUUCAGCUUUAAAUGAAUAAUAAUGUGGUCCUGGUUCAACUGAAUACAUGCUUAGAUUCUAUUAUGACACAUAUUUCUGCUCUUACCACAAACUGGGACAGGAGCAUCUCUGAUACUGACAACCAGAGUGAAGCUGGGGACUUAACCCUCCGAUCUGUUGAGCCACCAGUCAACUCUCAGUGCUAAUUCUGUAAGAUGUAUGAAGCACGGUGUUCUGUGUAGGCGUCAAGGGAUGAUGUGCUCCAUUGGGACCUGGUGACAUUCCCCAGUCAAGAGCGGGGGAUCUUGUGAAGCCUGUCCAAGAUGCAACAUGACAACAGCAAGAGGUCGCCCAAUGAGUCGACUACAUAAGACGGCAGCCGGGGGACUCUGAACGCUCAGAGGAGGAGGAGCACGACAGUCCUCUUGGCCCUCCCUCGGACUAUAAGACCAGAGGCAGGCUGAAACACUCAGACCGCACGCACACGUGGAGCAAACAGGCAAAGAGGAAGAAGGACAAGGGGGGGAGACCAGCUGGAAGCAAAAGAGCAUGAAUCUGCCGGCACAGACCAGUUGACUCUAGUUGGACUUUUGGAAGGGAAGCGGGUAGAAACAAGUGAUAAAGUAGGAAGUAAAGACACACAAAGAAAGACAGAGUUUUAAUCUGGAGAUGCUAUUUUGAGCUCUUGCACAGUAACUGAAGAUUAAGCAGACUUUGGGAAUGUGGAGUUUUUUUCUGAUGUUUUUAUUUUAGUAGAUCAGAAGAGAAUAAGACAGAGCUGGAGUCUGAAUGCACCUGUGGGUAUAGAUCAGAAGACCCGACUUUUACUGCCCUUGACCUUAAGCUCAACCUGCUGAUGUUUUGCUUUGAGUAAAGGAGGUUAUAAACCAAGUCUGCUUUGCCGAACGCCACCAGUCGACACUCAUUGGGAGCAUCAACACGUUUUUGCUACCCAACCAAACAAGAGAGCAAAGCCUUGCUAGGAAGAGCUCCUGAACGGGACUGAUCAAAUAGCCAUCAAAGAUGACUUUUGCCAUGCUACGCACUCCACCUCCAGCAGGCCGCUUCUUGUACGGAGACAUUGGCCUCCUCUCCGAAGACGACGACGAGAACUGCAGCGAGGGCUCAGGCUCUGAGGACCGCACCAGCAGCUCCUCCCACUCCGCGUCCUUUCGCCUGUCCUCGUCGUCCCAGUCCGCCUUCCACAUCAAGGUGAACAGGAAGAGAAAGAUGUGCGGGGGCGCCGGGGUGAGCGUCACAAACUUGACGGACAGGCUCGGACCCCCGGGCUCGUCUCCUCACGGCGAAGUCCGCCAGAGGACGGCAGCCAACGCACGGGAAAGAGAUCGCACCAAUUCUGUCAACACAGCGUUCACGGCGCUUCGCACGCUCAUCCCCACCGAGCCGGCCGACAGGAAACUGUCAAAGAUUGAGACACUACGUCUGGCCAGCAGCUACAUAAGCCAUCUGGGGAACGUCUUGCUCCUGGGCGAAGGGCUUCACGACGGACAGCCGUGCCACGCCCCCUCGCCUCCAUUCUUCCACGUCAGCUCCUCCCCCACCCGAGGAUCCGACCAAUCGGCUCAGCCCAAGCACAUCUGUACCUUCUGCCUCAGCAACCAGCGGAAAAUGAACAAAGACAGAGACAGGAAGACGAGCAUCCGAAGCUAACGCCGAGGGCACAAACCACACGGACAAAAUGUUCACGACUCUGACGGGGCUUCAUGUGAUUUUUAUUACAACCACUGCAGCUUGAAGACGAACCAGACUUGUGAUGCGUUUUAAAGACUUUUGAAGGAUUUAUGUAGCACUUCCACUUCCUUUUACAAGGAACUUUUUAAUGUUUCCUUUUUCUAUUACUUUAUGCGAACUCUUUGUUUUACAGUGAGGCAUCGUGAACAAGACUUUCCGUGGAUUUUCACCAGCAUAUCAAGACUAUAGAGAGAAAAAAAAAAACAACACAGUACUUCUAAAAAAAGAAAUAUGGCACAUGACCUCUACAAACCCACAAAUUUGUACUCAUUAAAAGUUGUCUUAUUAAAAUGUAAACUGAUAUAAAAACAAAAUGUAUAUUUAUGUAACAUAACAAUAUAUAAUGAAACUGUGUUAUUUAACAGACUUGUGGCAUUUCUGAUAUUGUUUUUAAAGUGCAGACUUUGGUUUCUGACUCAGUUUGUAGCAUCACAGAGAACAUGCUGGAACUAUGGUGGUAAUGGCUAUUUCGAAUAUUCAUCCCUGAAAGUGGAAAAUAACUCGAGCUGACCAAUAAAAUGUUUGUAAAUCUGGG
Molecule: messenger RNA, 2991 nt
Organism: Xiphophorus hellerii (green swordtail)
Lineage: Eukaryota; Metazoa; Chordata; Actinopteri; Cyprinodontiformes; Poeciliidae
Product: basic helix-loop-helix transcription factor scleraxis
Exons: 6
Coding region: 1728-2375 (215 amino acids)
Biological process (GO): regulation of transcription by RNA polymerase II; developmental process
Molecular function (GO): protein dimerization activity; RNA polymerase II transcription regulatory region sequence-specific DNA binding; DNA-binding transcription factor activity, RNA polymerase II-specific
Source: RefSeq, a predicted model, not a curated record